Molecule: messenger RNA, 3134 nt
Organism: Callorhinchus milii (elephant shark)
Lineage: Eukaryota; Metazoa; Chordata; Chondrichthyes; Chimaeriformes; Callorhinchidae
Product: cadherin-like protein 26
Exons: 16
Coding region: 148-2436 (762 amino acids)
Biological process (GO): homophilic cell-cell adhesion; cell-cell junction assembly; adherens junction organization
Cellular component (GO): plasma membrane; catenin complex; adherens junction
Molecular function (GO): calcium ion binding; cadherin binding
Source: RefSeq, a predicted model, not a curated record
CGGGCUAUGUCGAAAACAAUUUUGUGCUGAUAACAAUUACACAGUUAUUGAUUUAUUCUCUCUGUCAAAGGGGAUAUUUGCUUCCAGGUGAAAAGACACAGUUUAUAUUCAGUCUGUGCACUGGCUGCAACCAAACAAGACAGCAGUAUGGGGAUGGGAAUCAUCUUGUUUUUCCUGAUGACAGGUACUACGGUGAUAUGUUCCAUCCACAAUGAAAAGGACAUUCAGCCUGUUCAGGACCCGAUACCACAAAAUGCUGAAGAGCCAAAGCCUAUUCGCUUAGUCCGUAAGAAGAGAAUGUGGGUUCUGGUGCCUUUCUCUAUUGUGGAAGAAGAGGAAUGUGAUUAUCCUAAAUUUGCGGUAAAGAUCAACCAUCAGGACACAAAAGACCAAAUCAUCAAGUUUAAAAUAAGUGGCCCUGGAGUGGACAUGCCACCAGAAAUGGGCUUGUUUAAACUUGAAAAAGACAACGACUUGGUCAUCACUCGCAAAGUUGAUCGAGAGAAAGUAAAGGAAUUUAAGGUGAAAGUUGACGCCAUGAAUAAUGGAAACAUCGUCAGUAAAAGUAUGACCUUUCAUGUUAAAGUAAAAGACAUUAAUGAUAAUAAACCGACCUUCAAUCAAUCAUUCUAUACAGUCAAUGUUCCUGAAAACACUCUUGUUGGUAAAAAUUUUUUCAAAGUUAACGUCACGGACGCAGAUGAGGAAAACAACCCCAAUUCGCAAGUUUCAUAUCGGUUGGAUCCUCAUGCACAAUCAUCUGAAUAUUUUAGCCUUGAUGAGUUCGGAUCAAUGAGUCUUAAACGCUGCCUGGAUUAUGAGAAGGUUAAAUCUUACACUAUUAUUGUUCAUGCAAAUGACCAUGGAAGUCCAAAGUUGUCCUCCUCCGCAACUGUGAACAUUAUUGUUAAAGCUGCUAAUAAGCAUCUCCCUGUUUUUACGGAAACCAGUUUCACAGCUAAAGUCUCUGAAAAUGAUACAAAUGUGGUUAUACGACGAUUAAGUGUUACUGACGCUGACCUUCCCCACACACCGGCCUGGCGAGCAAAGUAUAGUAUCGUAGAAGGCAACGAAGGAGGAUACUACAAGAUUGAAACUGAUGCAAAAUCAAAUGAUGGAAUUCUAACGCUUAUAAAGCAUUUGGAUUUUGAAGCUGGUCACCAAAAUCAGCUGAAGAUUACUGUUGAGAAUGAAGAACCGUUUCGUACUUGUCUACCUACUUCGAGGAGAGGAGAUGAGUUUGCACGUGUAGCAGUCAUUGUGAACGAUAUGAAUGAUGCCCCUGUAGUCAAUCCUCCCGAAAUACGUAUAGUCAAAAUGGAAGGUCUCAGCCCGGGAAAUGAAUUGGUUACAUUUACUGCUACCGAUCCCGAUACAUUAUUUAAAAACAAAAUCAGAUUCGUCAUUGCGUAUGAUCCUGAUGGUUGGGUUACCGUGGAUGAAGAGACGGGUAUAGUGACAAAUGUACAAAAACUGGACCGAGAAUCGCCUUAUGUGAAGGACGACAUUUAUAAAGUUAUUGUGCAUGCAGUUGACGAUGCUGCACCACCACUCACAGGGACCGGCAUUUUAAAUAUUUUGCUGAGAGAUGUUAAUGACCACAAACCAUAUUUGAUAUCUUCGUACAAAGAGAUGUGUGAUGAAGGAGAUAUGAGGCAGGUCAUACUGACAGCAGCAGACAAUGACAUGCCUCCAUACAGUAGCCCAUUUACCUUUGAGCUUUUGGACGAUGAACACAACGCGAAGGAGAAAUGGAAAUUAGGCAAAACGACUGAUAACACUGUUGAAUUUAUGAGGAUGUCAGAAGUUCCUAUUGGAAACUACACCAUAUUUUUAAAUGUUCGUGAUCAACAAGGCUUGAGUAAACGGAACUUUCUCAAUCUACGGGUCUGUCACUGUGAUGAUAAAAACGCCUGUCCUGAUGCAAUGCAACCAACAGCUAGGUUGGCUAGUCAUGCGAUAAUUGUUCUCUUUGUUGGCUUCUUGCUUUUAUUAAUUAGUUUGCUCUGUUUGCUCAUCUUCAUGAAUAAAGAGCAUUUUAAGCCACAAAAGAGCUACCAAGAACCCAAGGGCUCACUAAAAGAGUAUAAUGAAGAAGGAGGUAUUCCUGUGGAUAACGAAUUAUUACCAGGCGUGUGGAGAGAGGAAAUUUACCCAGGGUUUUGCCCUGCCAAGAAUCAAACCAAGUUUGAUUCCGAAUACCAUAACAGGAAACAAUUGGAAACAUUCUUCCAGCAGAAUAUUGAAUUACACAAUAAUAUGGACGGUGUGAAUUACAAGCCUCACAGUUACUUGUGUGAAGUUGAAGAUCGCACAGUGCUACAUCUUAAUUGUCUCAACAAGGCUGAAAGUGUUGUGGAAUCCAAUUACCUGGACAACACAGGGUCAUCAUUUGCACCACUUGCAAAUGUUUCUCAGCAAUAUAUCAAAUGUUGAAUUCCACUGGCACAGAAAGGAACUUUUCCCAAACUGAAUUACAUUCUAUGCCACAACAACAACAAAUUACUUUCAUAUUGCAAUAUCUGGAGGACGUCGCAAAGCUUUGGACAGUCAAGGGUGUGCAUCCGAGCUGGGGGUUGGCAUCAGGAGGAAUGGAUGAAGGAGGCAGGGAGGGUCGGUUUAGGAGGGUGACCAAAGGCACGAUCGAAGAGGAAGGUCUUGCUAAUGCCAGAAUGGCAAAUUUUACAAAUUGCUUUAUGAGACUUCCGUGCUCAUCUCGUUUCCCCUUCCACCCCCUUCCCCUUGUCUUAAUUCAUUGGUGGAGGGUUUAACUUAUAGUAUUUGUUAUUUGCAACAAGCAAUAUGUAUGGAAAUGUUCCCAAGUGUGUAAAGGAACUGUUACGGGCAAAUCUUAACCUUUUUAGAAAUUUGUAGCUGGAAAUAUGGAGUACAUAUUUUGCUUUAAUUUCCUCCAUUUAUACAAAUUAGAAUAAGAAAAGUUUGUGUGCUAUUCUAUAUUUACCUUUAGUGUUGCAGUGAUAAAAAAUUUCAGAAUCUAUCAAAAAAGGUAAUAUUUUACCCUUAUUAUAGUGACGGGAACAUUUUAAAGUAAGAAUGAGUAUAAUUUUAAUUAUCCUUUGUAAUUACUGUAUAUUGUGAUUAUUUCAAAUUAUAUUGUAAUAAAUGAUUAUCUC